GAGUUGGUGGAGGUGGCAAUGGCGAUGGGCGGCGAGACGACGACGUGGGUGGGGAAGAAGCCGCUGAGGCGGAUCGGAGGCAUGUCUGAUGCUCUCUCCAUCGCCUCCGAUCUCGGAUUCUCCCUGUCAGCUCCUCGUUCUCAGGAAGAAAUCCAAAACUUGACCUUGAGUGGUGGUGAAAAGGGUGAUGACUUGAUAAGGGUUCUAAGAGAGCUCACUGCGGUGCAAAGAAAAAUUGCAGAUCUGCAGGUGGAACUUCAGGGUAGAAAGGACGAUAAAAAUGUGGCACACUUGACACAUGUGAGCGAGAUGGAGAAGAAGAUUGAGACUUUGGCAAGGAUCACGACAAUAUUGAAAGAUGUUAUUCAAAAUAAGGAUCGCAUCAUAGCUCGGCUUCAACAACCAUAUUCCCUUGAUUGUAUUCCAGUGGAAGCAGAAUACCAGAAACAAUUUUCAGAAUUGCUGAUGAAGGCUGCCAGCGACUAUGGUGCCUUGACAGCAUCUGUUGCGGAUUUUCAAUGGAGCCAGAACUUCAAGGAACCUCCUUCAGUUUGGGGGGAGAUGCUUCGCCCAAUUCCUGUGGCCUUAGCAUCAUGCACCAGAUUUUUUGAGGCAAUGUCUGCUAUGAGAGAUUCAUUUGCCACCCUUCAAAAGCUGAGAGUGGGUCAAUCUUUCCCCUCUAUUCCCGCGACACCGAGUGGAGAUCCUUCGCAGAAAAUCCUCGGAGUGUCUGACUGUGUAACUCCGCCUUCCUGGAGAAACGAGUCGAGCAUCGACGACUUAGCCAUCAGAAGCAGGAGAGGGCAAGGAAUCGAGCAUCUUGAAGAUGACAACGGCCAGGUCGGGGAGCACCAUCCUGCUGAUGGCACCGGUAACCGGAGAUUGUCUUGGCCUCCGUUAAAGAAAGGCAGCGCCUAGUUCGAAGGCGAAAUCUCCAUUUGUUUGAAAAGGCUAAUGGCAUCAUUUCUUUCUUUUCUUUUCUUUUCAUUGUUUGGUCGGAUUGACAUUGUAUUGUGUGCAGUGACUUAUCAGUUCUUUGAUCAAACCAUAGGAAACCUGUAAAAUUGCAAUGAAGUCAUUGCGUUCGGUGACUCGGCGCAGCUUGUGAAUUGAUGGAAAUGUGCCGUUGUGAGUCA
This is a messenger RNA of Rhodamnia argentea, 1136 nucleotides long. RefSeq names its product AUGMIN subunit 2. Gene Ontology annotation, cellular component: mitotic spindle microtubule. Bases 19 to 918 code for a protein of 299 amino acids. Gene Ontology annotation, biological process: microtubule nucleation; spindle assembly; microtubule organizing center organization. The transcript has 7 exons. The record is from RefSeq and is a predicted model, not a curated record. NCBI's taxonomy places the organism in Eukaryota, Viridiplantae, Streptophyta, Magnoliopsida, Myrtales, Myrtaceae.